Dentiscutata heterogama is the source of this 1767-nucleotide messenger RNA. The record is from the annotation of a GenBank genome assembly. Lineage: Eukaryota; Fungi; Glomeromycota; Glomeromycetes; Diversisporales; Gigasporaceae.
CAUGCCAAUGAUCCAGAUUGGAUCGGGUAUGGUGAUAUAUCCAUGUCUCCUUAUGAUACUGCUUGGGUCGCAAUGAUUCCUAGUAAAAUUUAUAAAGAAUCAAAAAUUUCAAAGGAUUUCAGCUUAGCAUUCCCUCAAUGUUUCUUAUGGUUUUUAAAUAACCAAGACAUUCAUGGUAGUUGGGCUGGUAGUGGUGUUAGUGGCAUAGUACCAGGACUUGCAGGUCUUCUUGCUCUAGGUCUUUUCCAAACACAUUCCGGAGAAUUCUUUGAAACUAAAUUGAAUAAUUUGGGAAUAACUAUUGUGCAAUUUAUUGCAACUUUUGAGAAAGCCAAAAAUUUUUUACGAAAAGCAUUAAACGAAUGGAAUCUCGACAACUUUGAUGACAUGGUAUGCUUUGAAUUAAUAAUUCCUUACCACCUCUCGGCUCUGGCACAACUUAAAGAACCGGUUGUGUUUGAUUUCCCUGAAAGUGAACGAAUUUUACAAGAAGGUCAAAGAAAAAUGAACCUUAUCCCUCUGGACAAGAUUAUUUUUCAAGCAAAAAGCCAACCAAUAACCCUUACACAUUCUAUUGAAGUAUUUUGCGAGAAAAUAGACCUUUCACGAAUUCAAAAUAACGGCUUUCAAGCAAUUAAUGGUAGCUAUGGAUCUUCACCAGCCGCUACUGCUUCAGUGCUUUUACAUGCUCAGAAAUGGGAUGAUAAAGCAUUCGAAUUUUUGGAAAAGAUAAUUUCAAAAUGCCCAUCUUAUGCAAAAAGUCACGGUCUUGUUCCUACUAUAUGCGAUGUAGGAUUAUUUGAAACUAAUUGGAUUAUGCAAUCCAUUGGAGAAUUAUGUCUAAAUAUUCAGGAAGACAAGAAAAUUAACCACAAGUGCAAACAUAUAUUAAUAAAAAAACUUUUUUCAAAGAAUCUUGCACUUAUUAAAUACUUAUCUGCAUUAAACAAAGAACAUAAUGGAACUAUUGGAUGGACUAGUUGGGACAAUAAAAUACCGAAAGAUGUUGACGAUUCAACUGUAUGUAAUUGGCUUAUUAAGAAGUUCGAUUCUGAUAGUGCAGUUGAUCUUGACAUUAUCGAAAAGACUUUUUAUAAUGGAAAAUAUUUUAUCACUUAUCCUAAUGAACGAACAUUCUCGAUAAGUUGUAAUGUGCAUGCCAUCAAACUUUUUGUUUUAGAGUAUCAAAGUUUGCAAACGGUGAACAUCUCUACUUCUAAUACUGGUGUUACAAGAAUAUUUGAGUUAGAAGAGAUAAUUGUAACUGCAACAAAUUUUCUAAUUUCACAACGAGAAAAAGAUGGCAUUUGGUUUGAUAAAUGGAACAAAAGUCCAGCUUAUGUAACUUUCAAAGCAAACAAUUUGCUAUUAUCCUUACAAGAGCACCCAAACCUAUGUGCCAAAUUAGGAUUCGCAACGAAUGAAGACCUUCGUAAUUUUUGCAAAAAAUCUGUCGAUUGGGCAUUAAAUACACAACAUGCUGAUGGAAGUUGGGGUGAGCCAUCAAAUAUAGGACCUGGAAAUCUUGAAGAAACAAGUUAUAUUGUAAGGCUCCUAAAGACUGCUACUAAGAAUUGGUCAGAUGAUAAAGUGAUUAAAUCAGCAUUAUAUAAUGGUAGGAAAUAUCUUAUUAAACAUCUUGAUGAAUCAAUAAUGGAUCAAGAAUAUUUUCAUACAAAGCAGCCUUUUUUGUGGAUUGGCAAACAAUAUUUUACUAUUCCGAGAGUUAUCAAAUCAUCUAUUCUUGUAUCACUUUGGGAUUAUUAA